Molecule: messenger RNA, 3080 nt
Organism: Lactuca saligna
Lineage: Eukaryota; Viridiplantae; Streptophyta; Magnoliopsida; Asterales; Asteraceae
Source: the annotation of a GenBank genome assembly
AAGAAAAAAAAAAUCUGCUCCACCCACACCCACACCCACACCCACUCGCCUUUUACCAUCAUCUCCAUUUCUUCCUCCUCCUUAAAGAAUCCUACACUCCUCUCUCUCAUCGAAAACCCAACACACAGCUGCCCUUUAUAAAGAACAACAUUAACUCCUUAAUUACGAAGACACUGUUUGAUUUGGUCCAAAAUCGAUUGUUUCUACAAGCCGGCGACCGAAGAAGAAACAAGAAUUAGUCCACUUUUUACAGCUCCGCGAAUUUAACGCCAUUCAGUCGUUGUGUAAUAUAGUAUUUCGAGUUUGUUAUGUUGUCUAAAUCGUAAGAGCAGUUCAUAUCCGAAACCCAUUUUGUUUCUUCGAGAAUAAUGCGAGAAAGAUUGGGAGUUUUAUUGACGGUGGGGUCGCCGAUCUGGGAAUCAUUGUUAGCUGCGAUUUGAUGGUGCCGGUUACUUCGCCGGAGAAGAUUCAACACAUUUAAUGGAGUUCAAGAUUCGUUGUAGGAGUAAUGGUAAUAGUAGAUGUGCUGUUUUUUCCAGACGAAAAUGUUGGACUGAGCUAUUACUUCUACAGAUUCUGCUACUCCUGGUAUUUUUGGACAUCAUUCAAGCAAAAUACAACGAUAAAGAAUUGCAGUGGAGAGAGCCAGAAACGGGUGCUGAAAAUGUUGCAUCACAUUCUUGUAUUCAUGAUGAAAUAAUUGAACAAAGAAGAAAGAAACCAGGAAACAAAGUUUAUUCAGUCACUCCACAGGUUUAUCAAGCUCCUGAUACCUCAGAACCUCUUCACCACACAGGAAGGGCAUUAUUGGAAAUUCAAAAAGUUUCAAUUUUGCCCAAGAAUGCAAAGCAACCUAUCCGAAUUUAUUUAAACUAUGAUGCUGUGGGUCACUCACCUGCUAGAGACUGCAGAAAAGUUGGGGAUAUAGUGAAAUUAGGUGAACCCCCUGCAGCUUCUAAUUUGGGUACACCCUCUUGUAAUCCUCAAAAUGAUCCACCAAUUUAUGGAGAUUGCUGGUAUAAUUGCACUUCAGAUGAUAUAGCAGGGGAGGAUAAAAGGCAUCGCCUUCGAAGGGCUUUAGGGCAGACAGCAGAUUGGUUUAGAAGAGCUUUAGCUGUUGAGCCUGUAAGAGGAAACUUGCGGUUAAGUGGUUACUCUGCAUGUGGUCAAGAUGGUGGUGUUCAACUCCCUCGUGAAUAUGUUGAAGAGGGUGUUGCGGAUGCUGAUUUAGUUCUUUUGGUGACCACAAGACCGACAUCUGGCAAUACACUGGCAUGGGCCGUAGCAUGUGAACGUGAUCAAUGGGGUCGUGCAAUUGCAGGGCAUGUGAAUGUUGCCCCUCGCCACUUGACCGCAGAAGCCGAAACACUACUUUCCGCUACACUCAUACAUGAAGUGAUGCAUGUUCUUGGAUUCGACCCUCACGCCUUUACACAUUUUAGAGACGAGAGAAAACGGAGGCGAACUCAGGUUACCGAAACUGUAACGGAUGAAAAACUUGGAAGGACAGUGACACGUGUCGUGCUCCCACGCGUUGUCAUGCAUUCACGCUAUCAUUACGGGGCAUUCUCCGAGAAUUUCACCGGACUCGAGCUAGAAGAUGGUGGAGGCCGUGGGACUUCAGGAUCUCAUUGGGAAAAGAGACUUCUGAUGAACGAGAUCAUGACUGGUUCAGUUGAUACAAGAUCAGUAGUUUCAAAAAUGACAUUGGCUCUAUUAGAAGAUAGUGGUUGGUAUGAAGCAAAUUACAGCAUGGCAGAUCAUCUUGAUUGGGGACAUAACCAAGGAACCGAGUUUUUAACUUCCCCUUGUAACCUAUGGAACGGGCCCUACCAUUGCAACACAACACAGUUAACAGGGUGUACAUAUAACCGUGAAGCUGAGGGUUAUUGCCCAAUUGUAAAUUAUAGUGGUGAUCUUCCUCUGUGGGCCCGUUAUUUUCCUCAACCUAACAAAGGUGGGCAGUCGUCAUUGGCUGAUUAUUGCACUUAUUUUGUAGCUUAUUCUGAUGGUUCGUGUAUAGACACUAAUAGUGCAAGGGAGCCUGAUAGAAUGUUGGGUGAAGUGCGUGGAAGUAACUCAAGGUGUAUGGCUUCUUCGUUAGUGAGGAAUGGAUUUGUAAGAGGCUCUAUGACACAAGGAAACGGUUGUUAUCAACGAAGAUGUACAAAUAACACAUUAGAGGUUGCUGUUGAUGGCAUUUGGAGAACUUGUCCUGAAGCUGGUGGACCCAUUCAGUUUCCUGGUUUUAAUGGUGAACUUAUCUGCCCGGCAUAUCAUGAACUCUGUAGCAUAAACCCUAUUUUGACAUCCGGGCAGUGCCUGAAUUCAUGUAACUCCAAUGGUGACUGCAUUGAUGGAAAAUGUCACUGUUUUAUCGGGUUCAAUGGCCAUGAUUGUAGCAAACGAUCCUGCCCAACCAAUUGUAGUGGAAACGGGAAGUGCCUGAAAAACGGUAUUUGCGAAUGCAAAAACGGAUACACUGGGAUCGAUUGCUCAACCGCUGUUUGUGAUGAACAAUGUAGUCUUCAUGGUGGGGUGUGUGACAACGGUGUUUGCGAAUUCCGAUGUUCCGAUUACGCGGGUUACACAUGUAGAAACACUUCAAAGGUUCUAGAAAGUCUGUCGAUUUGUAAAGAUGUGUUGAUAAAUGAUGCAGAAGGGCAACAUUGUGCACCAAGUGAAUCCAGCAUAUUGCAGCAGCUUGAAGAAGUGGUGGUGAUGCCAAAUUAUCAUCGAUUGUAUCCAACCGGUGCUAGAAAAAUUCUUAAUAUUUUUCGAGGGAGAAACUGCGAUAAAGCUGCUAAAAGAUUAGCUUGUUGGAUAUCAAUACAGAAAUGUGAAAAAGACGGUGAUAACAGAUUGAGAGUGUGUCAUUCGGCAUGCCAAGCGUAUAAUUUGGCGUGUGGGGCGUCGUUGGAUUGCUCGGAUCAAACUCUUUUUAGUGAUGAAGGUGAAGGUGAAGGAUUGUGUACGGGUUGGGGUGAAGAAAUGGAUUCAUGGUUUUGAAGUAAAAUCUUUUGUGUUAAUGAUAUUGAUUCCUUUUAAGGGAGGGAUCUUUGUAAAUCAUAGGCAGUGUU